AGUAACAAUGUGGCUUCACCAUUCUUAAUUCUUAUUCUUAUAAACCCCCCCCCCCCCUCUCCCACUCUCUGUUAAACCCAAGAAUCUCUCUCUCUCUCUCUCUCUCUCUACUCGAAUCGGCUGAUUGUUGGAUAUUAAUUUGAGUUAUCGAGACAGAAAAUAAUUAAUUCCAAUUGAUAUCAAUGGAUAGCAUAUUUGGUUUGCUAAGGAUUAAAGUUGUGAGAGGCUUCAAACUGGCUAAAAGAGAUGCCAGAAGCAGCGAUCCUUAUGUGAUUGUUCGGAUGGACAAGCAGAAACUAAAGACUCGCGUGGUGAAGAAGAAUCUGAACCCCGAAUGGAACGAAGAGCUCACUCUGACCAUCGCCGAUCCAAACCAGCCCAUCAAGCUGCAAGUUUACGACAGAGACACGUUCACUCCGGACGACAAAAUGGGGGAUGCAGAGUUCGACAUCAAAGAGCUGGUGAGGGUGCUGAAGAUGCAGUUGGAGAAUGUUCCAAGUGGGACACUCAUCACCAAGGUUGUGCCCAACAGGGACAACUGCUUGUCGGAAGCCAGCUCUAUUCUCUGGGAAAAUGGGAAAGUCACGCAGGAUAUGGUGUUGAGAUUGAGGAAUGUUGAGUGUGGAGAAGUUGAGCUGCACCUGCACUGGAUAAAUGUCCCUGGCUCUAGAUCUCUCUAAUGUUCAAUCUUUCUUCUACAUGCACAUUUUUUCAUCUCCAAAUUUUACAUUUUCCUUUUCCUUUCUAAUUUCUGUCUAAUCUAUUAAUAUAUGAAAACACAGCUUUUUUAGUAA
Salvia miltiorrhiza (redroot sage) is the source of this 794-nucleotide messenger RNA. RefSeq names its product protein C2-DOMAIN ABA-RELATED 5-like. The transcript has 3 exons. The record is from RefSeq and is a predicted model, not a curated record. The coding region runs from base 183 to 680 and encodes 165 amino acids. Lineage: Eukaryota; Viridiplantae; Streptophyta; Magnoliopsida; Lamiales; Lamiaceae.